CAUGUGAUUCAUAAUAUCUAUCUUGUAUAUAUAAGUAAGGAAUAACGAGUUGAUCCAUUUGGUGAUUGAAUAACACGUUGAUAUAUCAUCUUUCUGAUCUGUACUAAAGGAUAGGGAUAGGGAUAGGAAUGGGAAGAAUAGCAUGCAAAAGACAAGACAAUUCAAGUAGGUGUGGUUGUGGGUCCCUUGACAAUACCAUUAACGUAUUUAACUUUCCAACCUUCUGGUCUUGUGAUUUCCUCUCUCACUUUCCCUUUCUUUGAAUUUCAUCUCUCAUCAAAUCAAACUCUUUUCCGACCACGCUCCCCAUCCAUCCAUCCAUGUCUUCAAAAUCCCGAGAUGUUUGUAUUGUUGGUGUUGCAAGGACACCAAUGGGUGGUUUCCUUGGUUCCUUAUCAUCUCUUUCAGCUACACACCUAGGCUCACUCGCUAUUCAAGCGGCUCUCAAGAGAGCCAAUGUUGAUCCAUCCCUUGUGCAAGAAGUCUUUUUUGGGAAUGUUCUUAGUGCUAAUUUAGGCCAGGCUCCUGCUAGACAGGCUGCAUUAGCUGCUGGAAUACCUACAUCUGUUGUCUGCACUACUAUUAACAAAGUGUGUUCAUCUGGGAUGAAAGCUACCAUGCUUGCUGCACAAACAAUUCAGUUGGGUUCCAAUGAUGUUGUUGUGGUUGGUGGUAUGGAAAGCAUGUCAAAUGCACCUAAGUACAUUGUCCAAGCAAGGAAAGGAUCUCGGUUAGGACAUGAUACUAUCAUUGACGGUAUGCUUAAAGAUGGCCUUUGGGAUGUCUAUAAUGACUUCGGCAUGGGAGUUUGUGCAGAACUCUGUGCAGAUCAGCAUUCCAUAACUAGAGAUCAGCAGGAUGCUUACGCCAUUCAAAGCUUUGAGAGAGGAAUAUCUGCACAAAAGUCUGGUCAUUUUGCUUGGGAGAUAGUUCCGGUUGAAAUUUCCAAUGGAAGAGGAAAGCCUUCCACACUAGUAGAUAAAGAUGAAGGUUUGGGGAAGUUUGAUGCUGCAAAGUUAAGGAAGCUUGGACCAAACUUUAAAAAGGUUGGGGGUACGGUGACUGCUGGCAAUGCUUCUAGCAUAAGUGAUGGUGCGGCUGCAUUAGUGCUAGUGAGCGAAGAUAAGGCACGCGAGCUUGGUUUGCAUGUAAUUGCAAAGAUAAAAGGAUUUGCAGAUGCAGCUCAGGCACCCGAAUUAUUUACAACAGCUCCUUCCCUUGCAAUACCUAAAGCUAUAUCAAAUGCUGGUCUGAAGGCUUCUCAAAUUGAUUAUUAUGAAAUAAACGAAGCUUUUUCAGUUGUGGCUCUUGCGAAUCAGAAGCUUCUCAGUCUUGAUCCUGAAAAAGUUAAUGCACACGGAGGUGCUGUGUCAUUGGGACAUCCAUUGGGUUGCAGCGGAGCUCGCAUCUUAGUUUCAUUAUUAGGGGUAUUGAGACAUAAGGGUGGAAAGUAUGGUGUUGGUGCCAUCUGCAAUGGGGGAGGAGGUGCAUCUGCUCUAGUCGUUGAGCUCAUGCAAGGCGCCACUCAAAGACGUUCUUCAUUGUGAGAAAGAUAAAAUCGCUUCACAUCAUACUGCUUUUCAACACUGCUACGACAUUUUUGGAAGGACAACACAUAUAGGUUGAGUUAAAGGAAGAAAUCGUGUUAGUUCACAACCAUUGGUAGUUGUCUUUUUAUGAACUAUAUCUAAAGGUUAUCGAUGCGUAUUUGACAAAAGAAAAUAAAGAAAUAUAGUCAUUCUCAAAUCUAGAUUGUCGGCGAGUUUAGCCCGGGUUCUUUCUGGGAUGUCAAACUUCCAUGAUUUUGGCAAAAACUACACUUUGUAGCUUCAACAAAAUCAUAGUGCCAUUGUGUGUAAUCUUUACAUUGAAUGAACACUUAUGUAGAUUCUACAAGAGAUUAAUAAAAAUAUUAUAGUUCAAAAUCA
Messenger RNA from Lathyrus oleraceus (garden pea), 1928 nucleotides. RefSeq names its product probable acetyl-CoA acetyltransferase, cytosolic 2. The transcript has 13 exons. Gene Ontology annotation, molecular function: acetyl-CoA C-acetyltransferase activity. Bases 321 to 1547 code for a protein of 408 amino acids. Gene Ontology annotation, cellular component: mitochondrion. Lineage: Eukaryota; Viridiplantae; Streptophyta; Magnoliopsida; Fabales; Fabaceae. Gene Ontology annotation, biological process: fatty acid beta-oxidation. The record is from RefSeq and is a predicted model, not a curated record.